GAUAAAGGCGAUUGUGACGAGGCGCAUCUGAGAUAUUUCUAUGAUAAGCGCGCUGACGUGUGCAGAUUGUUCUACUACAGUGGUUGCAAUGGUAACUCGAACAACUUCGCCACCCAGUACGAGUGUGAACAACGCUGUAGGAAUGCACCAGUGCUGUGCGGUAAUCAAACCGACUCAUUCGGUUGCCCAGGUGGUUAUUACUGUCGUAUGGGACCACCGGAUGUUUGCUGCCCGAACGAUGAAAUAGAAGCGAUAUGCCCGGAUGGAUCAGAUCCGUUGCUGGAUCAAGAGACGGGUAUUCCAGUGAAAUGUGGUGCAGGAUUUGACGGUCAUUCGUUGUGUGCCAUCGGAUUUUAUUGUUCAAUCGACGCAGAACAUGGUUGGUUUUGUACUGCUCACUCUGAUCUGUUCACUCAAAUCAAAAUUCAAAGUUUCCACAAAGAAUGCACAUUGAAUGUGUGA
This is a messenger RNA of Anisakis simplex (herring worm), 462 nucleotides long. NCBI's taxonomy places the organism in Eukaryota, Metazoa, Nematoda, Chromadorea, Rhabditida, Anisakidae. The record is from the annotation of a GenBank genome assembly.